This is a messenger RNA of Myxocyprinus asiaticus (Chinese sucker), 4413 nucleotides long. Its product is annotated as potassium/sodium hyperpolarization-activated cyclic nucleotide-gated channel 2-like. Gene Ontology annotation, molecular function: voltage-gated potassium channel activity. NCBI's taxonomy places the organism in Eukaryota, Metazoa, Chordata, Actinopteri, Cypriniformes, Catostomidae. The record is from RefSeq and is a predicted model, not a curated record. The coding region runs from base 263 to 2203 and encodes 646 amino acids. The transcript has 8 exons. Gene Ontology annotation, cellular component: membrane. Gene Ontology annotation, biological process: potassium ion transport; transmembrane transport.
CGUAAUUUGGCGACGCUCUAAUAACAGGACAACCCGCGCGCUCAUUCUGGGGAGAUCUUGUCAACGUAUACGAUGUUGUAUACAUGAAAAGUGUAUAUGGGAUAAUAAUAUUGACAAUAAAUGUACUUAUUCCCAGUGGAACAUUCCAAGGGCGGAUGAAUUGCGCAGUGAGGAACGUCCUGUGCUUUUGGCUACUUGGAAGUUUUUGGAUCACUCAAGAGUCUGGCGAUGUCGUUGUGAUUUUGCGACCUGACUCUGAAUUAUGGAUGGAGAUGGACACCUUGGUGUUGGCAGACCCAGUGCUUCAUACGGUGACUCUAAACUACGCACCAGAGGUAGCUUCUCCCUACCUAGCUUGCGUUCUUCUUCAAGGACUUUUGGAGAACGAGUUGGAGAGGAGGUAAGCAGAAGGCUGUUGUCCAAUAUGAAUCACCACCAGGAACGAACAGACUUGGGCACCAAUCCCACCUCAAAAUCCCUCGAGGUUACAGCACGGUUGGAUGGCACGACUGAAACAACCACUGUAAACACAUCCAGUCCACCUCGCUUGGACAAAGCCAUGCACGAACCAACAGGGCCUACGAGAGACCCCCCACCAUCCGAAUCAGAGGAGAGGGUCUUCUCGAACCAAUCCACAUUUCUCCAGAGACAAUUCAGCUCCUUGCUGCAGCCAGGUGUGAACAAGUUCUCCUUGCGAAUUUUCGGUAGUGCAAAGGGUGUAGCAGCCGAGCAGGAGCGGGUCAAGUCAUUUGGGGUGUGGAUUAUACAUCCAUACAGUGACUUCAGGUUCUAUUGGGACUUCAUUAUGCUUUGCCUGAUGAUGGGCAACCUUGUCAUUCUACCAUGGGGAAUCACUUUCUUUGAAGAUCAGAACACGCUGCCAUGGAUCACCUUCAAUGUGGCCUCCGACACUCUCUUCCUGGCCGACCUCGUCAUCAACUUUCGUACUGGCAUUAUGGAGGGUGACAAUUCCCAGAUCAUCCUGGACCCGCAAGUGAUCCGUCGGCAUUACCUACGAGGCUGGUUUCUGGUGGACUUCAUCUCCUCCAUCCCAGUGGACUACAUCUUUCUGAUUGUUGAUAUAGAGUCCCGCCUUGAGUCAGCAGAGGUGUACCGCACCGCUCGGGCAUUGCGCAUUGUCCGCUUCACCAAGAUCCUCAGCCUGCUCAGAUUAUUGCGCUUGUCCAGACUUAUCCGGUACAUUCAUCAGUGGGAAGAGAUAUUCCAUAUGACCUAUGAUCUAGCAAGUGCAGUGGUUCGCAUAGUGAAUCUGAUUGGAAUGAUGCUGCUGCUGUGUCACUGGGAUGGCUGCAUGCAGUUCAUGGUACCCAUGUUGCAGGACUUCCCGUCAAACUGCUGGGUCUCCAAAAACAACAUGGUGAAUGCCACCUGGGACGUCCAGUACUCUUAUGCCCUCUUUAUGGCCAUGAGCCAUAUGCUGUGUGUUGGGUAUGGAGCUCAGGCACCUGAGGGACCAACUGAUGUCUGGAUGACUAUGAUUAGCAUGAUUGUUGGCGCCACAUGCUACGCCAUGUUUUUGGGCAAUGCUACCAACCUGGUCCAGUCAUUGGAUGCCUCCCAUCGUCAGUACCAAGAGAAGUAUAAGCAAGUGGAACAGUACAUGUCCUUCCAAAAGCUGCCUGCUGACAUGAGACAGAGGAUUCAUGAUUACUAUGAGCAUCGAUUCCAGGGCAAGAUGUUUGAUGAGGAAAACAUCCUUGGAGAACUCAGUGACCCACUCAGAGAGGAGAUAGUGAACUACAAUUGCCGCGGGCUGGUGGCUAACAUGCCACUCUUUGCAAAUGCUGAUCCUCACUUCGUCACAGUGCUCCUCACAAAGUUGCGCUUUGAGGUCUUUCAGCCGGGUGAUAUGGUCAUCCGUGAAGGGACGAUUGGGCGUAAAAUGUACUUCAUCCAACAUGGCUGUGUCAGUGUGAUCACUCAUGACAAUAAAGAAAUGCAACUUAAUGAUGGCUGCUACUUUGGGGAAAUAUGUCUACUUACCCAUGGACGUCGUACAGCCAGCGUCAGAGCAGAUACCUACUGCAGACUUUAUUCACUCAGUGUGGACAGCUUUAAUGAGGUUUUGGAAGAGCACCCAUUAAUGAGAAGAGCGUUUGAAAGCGUAGCUGUGGACCGCCUGGAUCGAGAGGGAAACAGCAUUGUGUAUUCACAAAAAACCAUGGAUGAUGAUGGGGACUGACAGAUUUUUUGCGCGAUAUCUUCUGCUCAACUUGGUGAACCUUGACUUACCAGAGACCCACUGAUAAAUCAUCAAAAUUAAUGCAGAAAGAGUGGAGGAAAGUGUUACAGUGUUCACAUAAGCACCUUUGCUACAUGAAUUGACUUUAAUGAUGUUGUAUAGUUGCAAUAUAGGGUGAUUUAUCUAUUCAAAUGUUUUUUAUUCUUCCUUUGACAGUGCAAUGCAUAAGGAUAUCAAAAUAAGCAAUACCUGUCCAGUAGUUCUAAUAAUGUUUGGUUGUCUAUUGAGAUACUGAAUCUAUAAUUUACUUCCAUUUUGAUGGUUUGUUAAGUAGUUAGCAGGGACUUUGCACAACAUGCUACGCAAAACAAUAUCUAUGCAGCAGUAUAUUACAAUACAGUAAAAUUAGAACAAUACAACAUAAUUAAAUGAACAUAGACAUGGUUCACAAAGACCCCGAAUGUUUUGACUGUUACCGUCUCCUACUCACCUAUAGUUUCAAAUAAUAGUUGUUUUUAGUCCGUUAGACCUAAUUAAUUCCUCCUUGAACAUUUUGCAUUGAGCAAAAUAUCUCAAAGAUGGACUUAACUUACCAAGUACAUCUGUUUAAUAGAGGUAGACUGAUAUAUCGGUUUACCGAUUAAUCUGUGCUGAUAGUUGCUUUUUGGAACUAUCGGUUAUCUGCAAAAAUCUAUGUCGAUAGUUGCUGGUAGUUUUUUAAAAUCUUUUUGUCAUUUAAAAAUAAGAGUCCUGGUGUGUUUCUGGCUUGUUUAUACUUAAAAAUCUCACAUUAUACAACAAAUCUGAUUAUUGGGAUUUUGGUUGAACAAAAAACUGCAUCUGGGAUUUUAUUCAUUUUGGACUCUUUGUCUUUGCCCGCCAUAGUAAAGAAAUAAUUAUUAUUUUUCCUUUACAUUCUAUGUAUCGAUUUUAAAAACUAUCUGCCGAUUAAUUGGUUAUCGGCAUCAGCAAAAUCCACUAUGGGUCGACCUCUACUGUUUAAUAGCUGUUUAGCUCUUUUUUUCACCCAAAAAUAACAAUUUUGUCAUUUAUACACCAUUUUGCUUCAUACAUUCUUUCCUCCAUAAAACACAAAAGGAGAUUUUAGGUUGGAGAUUUUCACUUUAAUUGUAAUAUGCAAUGACAGUAAAUGGUGACUGAUGCUGUCAGCUAACAGCUUUUUUGUUUCAUGGUAGAAAGUCAUAAGGAUUUUUAACAACAUAAAGGUGAGUUGAAGAUCUCUAGAUGUACAACGGAUGCCUGCUGGAGGCAAACAAAUAAUCAAAUCAUGUUAAAUAAAAAAAAAUUACAUGACGUGAUAAGAUCAUACAUGUGUCAAUCUGCUAUCUGGAUCAACAUUGACCAUUUAAGAAUAAUAGUAGCAAAAGAUGUCUGCUAACAGAGCUGGUACAGCCUGUCCAAUGUCCUCUUCACUUUGAAUAAGUAUUAAGCAAUGUGAGUCAUAUAAUCACUGAUUAAACUAAUUGUGUUCUGCCCUGAUGCAGAAUAAUCAGUCAUGAAGAAACUAACCCUUUAGGAAAAGAAUGUUUUCAAUUGUCAAAAAGCAAGUAAUAUAUAAAGUUUUAACUAUAUUUUGUUAGUACAUUUUCUACUCUGCUGUGUGAUGGGAAAUUUAAACACCACACAAUCUGAUAUCACUGACUGUGAUGACGAUGAUUGUGAAGCAUGUUGACAGUUAUGGAUACAAUAUUGGAAUUAUAAGAACAUCUAAGAGCAACGUGAUUUGAAGAAUACGUUUAUUUCCUUCACAUUGUAAUAUUUAUGUACUGUAAUAUAAUUUUUCUAAAUAGAAAUGCUAAUAUGAUGAACUGUUUAAGUCAAAUAUGACUACAUUACUAAAGUGCUGUUGGAGUUUUCAGAAGCUCUUCUUUCGGAUACAACUUUAUGUAUACAUGGUCUCUGUAGGUGUCUGUCCUGUAAUUAAUAAACAGCUGCACAGUAAGAUGCUGUGACGAUUGCUACCACUAUAGGUUGCAAUAAAGAUUCUUCCCUGAAUACAUAAAGAUACAGUGCUUACUAAAAUACACCCUAAACUACUUCAUUGUUAAUGUAUCAUAGCGUUUAGAUGAAUAUUCAGUUCACUUGCAUGAUUCUUUAUUGUUCAUGUCAUUCAGUUACACAAAAAGGCACUGCUUUAUUACUUCCAGCGAAUUACAGUUUGUUUCAAUUAAUUGUAUCCUACAAAAUAA